Syngnathoides biaculeatus (alligator pipefish) is the source of this 2565-nucleotide messenger RNA. RefSeq names its product matrix AAA peptidase interacting protein 1 (gene maip1). Bases 170 to 916 code for a protein of 248 amino acids. The transcript is spliced from 5 exons. The record is from RefSeq and is a predicted model, not a curated record. Gene Ontology annotation, biological process: inner mitochondrial membrane organization; protein insertion into mitochondrial inner membrane from matrix. Gene Ontology annotation, molecular function: ribosome binding. Lineage: Eukaryota; Metazoa; Chordata; Actinopteri; Syngnathiformes; Syngnathidae. Gene Ontology annotation, cellular component: mitochondrial inner membrane.
GCGUCAAGGCAGACUAAAUUGUGAACCAUAAUCUGAAAUAAUCAACACUGACACAAAUUAAAUUCAGAUAUUUUAAUAUAUGUUUAAACGUGCGUUAUCUACUGAUAAAGCCAGUUUACAAACUAAUCGGAUGAUACAAAUUGACGGACCGGAAAUCAUUUGAGAAAAGAUGGCGCUCUUCAUCCUGAGAAGUUGUAGAUUGCCAUUGUUACGGGGCUUUAGUCGCAUUACAAAACACGAAAACGUCUGCCCAAAGUGGUGUAUAAAAUCCCAUUUAAGUGUCCUACCGCCCGACGGGAUCGGUGGGGCGGUGGGGGUGCAGGCGUACAGCUCCGAUCGCGGUAACCACAAACCCCAUCAGAAGGUGGUGGUGGUCGGUAUUCCCAACCCGUUUAUCUGGAUCAGGACGCGGGUCUACUACUUCCUCAUCAGAACUUAUUUUGAUUCAGAGUUCAACAUCGGGGAGUUCACUGAAGGUGCUAAACAGGCUUUCUUCCAUGUUUCCAAGCUGCUCUCCCAGUGUCAGUUUGCAGCUCUGGAGGGUUUGGUGGCCAGUGACUUAAUCGGAAAGCUGGAGGAGAAGUGCAGCCUUCUCCCACCGAGCCACAAGAUGGCGCUGUCCGCCCUGCCGGAUGAGCUCAUGUACACCACGCCUGGGGACGUGGGAAUCUACUACGACGACAAGGGUAGAAGGUUUGUGAGUAUUUUGAUGCGUUUCUGGUACCUGACCAGCGCGCAUCUUCCCGACGAACCUGUGGAGGGAACUCGUAUCUUCCAGGUGGCCAUCGGCGGAGAGGGCGAGGCCGAGAGCAAGAGGCUGCUAACCGCGAACUACGAAUUUCAAAGGGAGUUUACCAAAGGGGUUGUGCCGGACUGGACCAUUACGCGGAUAGAGCACUCCAAGAUUUUAGAUUGAGGCACAAUGAAAGAAAAUCCUCUGGAAGUUCCUGGAGGAAAAAAAAAACAAAACUGAACUGUAUAUUGAAUGAAUUCAAAACAUGCUGCGUACCGUCUGCAGGGUUUCAGAACCAUGUCAUGUAUGUUCUACAAUGAUUUGUAGAUGUAGUUCACAUUUCCACUCAUAAAGUGAUACUUUUAAUUUAACCUUUAAGAAAUGUAUAGGUGUGUGUGUGUCUUGCACAUAGUCAAUUUUGUUGACCCAUCUGAAAAAAAAAAAAAAAAAAUCGGAUAAUAUUGAUGUUUUUAAUACUUGUUCUGAAAGUCUGUGUGUAUGUCAUUUCAAUUUCUACUUGUAAAAUUAUCGCCUUGAUAUAGCCAUUGUGAAAUGUUAAGACUCCCGUAAUUCCCGGCCUACAGAGCACACCUUCUUACAAGCCUCACCGAGUACAUUUGUAAAGGAAAUACCAUUUGGUACAUACAUACGGCGCAGCUGUGUAAAUGCCACAAGUGCCCAAGUUGAAACACGAGAUAUUUACAAAGACCGUACACAGAAAGAGUUUAACAGUAGCGCCUAUCUAAUGCUAACAGGACCGGUUAAAAUAAAACUUACCGGUAAAUAUCACUGGGACAUGCCAGUAUCACAGCAGCAACUUGCUAGCACAGUGCUAACAGGGCCGGUAAAAGUCACUUCCUCGACACAUAUAUUCCACUGGUCUCAUUCUUACCUUUUCUGCUCGAGUACGCCGUUGCGGCCGUUAGAGAAAAAUGCACAAAUUAGCUGCAGAAACCGCAGGGUUGAAAGCAUGUGAAAAAAGUUGCGGCUUGUACGCCGGAAAUUACUGUAGUUGGUCUUGACAACUUGGAGAUUGACCUACGGUUAUGUUUUCAGCUACGUUUGAUGAGAUUUACAUUUUAAACGCGUGUUCUAGAAGGCUUUUUAGUUGUUGCGUGAUUCUGUUGAUGAAUCACGUGAAUGACUGAAGUUAGUGGUCUCACUGAAAAGACGGCAAGCUUUUAGGAUUCAAUUGAAUCUUGAGAGUCAGGGUUGCAAAGUCUCAAAACAUUGUGGACUCCGAUGAUUCCAAUAAAAGUGGACUCAGUUGAUUCAGUUAAAACACGCCUACUGACUCAAGAGACUGUUAACCCAAAACACAGGGAACUGGGAUGAUUCAAAUGACUGAGUCAACUCAUCGUAAAAAUCUGAAUUAUUUCUUCAUGGUGCAAUUGAUGCUUCUUGUAGAAUCAGAUGACUGACCGACCGAGUUAGGCAGCUCACCAGGAAACUUCAAAGUUCCGGCCAAUGUUGAACACUUAGAUGAUUCAAUUGAACCAGACAACUCGGCUAACUGGCUGUAAAUGUAGGGUUUCAAAUCACAGUAAAUAACUGGUGAAACAGGUUUGCUCGCAGAUAUGGUAUUUACAUGAGCUAUGAUGAUAAUCAUUCUUUGUCAUAGUGGUUUAUUGACACACUGCACAAUUUAAAUGUUUCUAAGCGAACGUAAGCGGAUGACUCACUACCCACAAAAGCAAAGACCUGCAAAGCAACUCACUCAGACGCUAACACCCACUAUGACAAAAGGUAAAUGUGGGAAACGGGCACCCACGGCAUCACUUUUAAGCAGGUUAUAAUGUUUGUUUGUUUUUGUAUAUUCAUGACAUGCAGUG